Messenger RNA from Miscanthus lutarioriparius, 531 nucleotides. NCBI's taxonomy places the organism in Eukaryota, Viridiplantae, Streptophyta, Magnoliopsida, Poales, Poaceae. The record is from the annotation of a GenBank genome assembly.
AUGGGUCACCACCACGGCGUCUGCCGCUGCGAGCUCUGCGGCGCGCCCGCGUCCGUGCACUGCGCGGCGGACGCGGCCUUCCUCUGCGCCGCCUGCGACGCCAAGGUGCACGGCGCCAACUUCCUCGCGUCGCGGCACCGCCGCACGCGCCUCCUAGACCUCGCGGCAGCCGCGGGAGCGCCGGCGCCGGACGAGGAGGACGGGUACGAGUCCGCGGGGAGCUCCUGCGUGUCCACGGCCGAGUCGGCGUCCUCGUCCGCGGUGGCGCCGCGGAGGAGGAGGCGCGCGCCGGCCGGGAGCGGGAGCCCGAGCCCGAGGCUCCCCCCGUGCGCGCGGCGGUGGUCGAGGCGUGGGCCAAGCGGACGGGCCUCGCGGCGGCUGGAGGCGUGCGCGCACGUGCCGGCGAGGCUCGUGGUGGAGGUGGCCACGUCCCUGGCGCGCGCCCGCAGGCGGAGGGCCGCCACGGACGCCGUGGAGGGUUGGGACGAGUGCGCGUGGGCCGGGCCCAAGUCCAGCCCGGCACGUUCUUGA